Molecule: messenger RNA, 1494 nt
Organism: Aspergillus terreus NIH2624
Lineage: Eukaryota; Fungi; Ascomycota; Eurotiomycetes; Eurotiales; Aspergillaceae
Product: aldehyde dehydrogenase family protein
Exons: 2
Coding region: 1-1494 (497 amino acids)
Molecular function (GO): aldehyde dehydrogenase (NAD+) activity
Source: RefSeq, a predicted model, not a curated record
AUGUCCGACCUCUUCACCACCAUCGAGACCCCCGUGGCCAAAUACGAACAGCCUCUGGGCCUCUUCAUCAACAAUGAGUUUGUAAAGCCUGUCGAGGGCAAGUCCUUCGAGGUCAUCAACCCCACCACCGAAAAGCCCAUCACCAGCGUCUUCGAGGCUACCGAGAAGGAUGUCGACAUCGCCGUCGCCGCCGCUCGCAAGGCCUUUGAGGGCGAAUGGGCCAAGGUCACCCCCUCCGAGCGCGGUCGCAUGCUCGGCAAGCUCGCCGAUUUCUUCGAGCGCGACAGUGAUAUCAUCGCCGCGAUCGAGUCGCUUGACAACGGCAAGGCCUUUGUCAUGGCCAAGGGUGACGUCGCCGCCGCCGCGGGCUGUCUCCGCUACUACGCCGGCUGGGCCGACAAGAUCCACGGGCAGACCAUCGACCAGAACCACGAGUCCCUGACCUACACCCGUCACGAGCCCGUCGGUGUCUGCGGUCAGAUCAUCCCCUGGAACUUCCCCAUCCUCAUGUGGUCCUGGAAGAUCGGUCCCGCCGUCGCCACUGGUAACACCGUCGUCCUCAAGACCGCCGAGCAGACCCCUCUGUCGGCCCUCUAUGCCGCCAAGCUGAUCAAGGAAGCCGGCUUCCCCGCCGGUGUCGUCAACAUCAUCUCCGGCUUCGGUCGCGUCGCCGGUGCCGCCCUCUCCUCCCACAUGGACGUGGACAAGAUUGCGUUCACUGGUUCCACCAUUGUCGGCCGUACCAUCCUCCAGGCCGCCGCCAAGAGCAACCUCAAGAAGGUCACCCUCGAGCUGGGCGGCAAGUCGCCCAACAUCGUCUUCGACGACGCCGACAUCGACAACGCCAUCUCCUGGGCCAACUUUGGUAUCUUCUUCAACCACGGCCAGUGCUGCUGCGCCGGCUCCCGCAUCCUCGUCCAGGAGGGCAUCCACGACAAGUUCGUCGCGCGCUUCAAGGAGCGCGCGGCCGCCAACAAGCUGGGCAACCCCUUCGACAUGGGCACCUUCCAGGGCCCGCAGGUCUCCAAGCUGCAGUUCGACCGCAUCAUGGAGUACAUCAACCACGGCAAGCAGAGCGGCGCCACCGUCGCCGUGGGUGGCGAGCGCCACGGCACCGAGGGCUACUUCAUCCAGCCCACCGUCUUCACCGACGUCACCAACGACAUGAAGAUCGCCCAGGAGGAGAUCUUCGGCCCGGUCGUCACCAUCCUGAAGUUCAAGGAUGAGGCCGAGGCCAUCAAGAUCGGCAACGACACCAGCUACGGUCUGGCGGCGGCCGUGCACACCAAGAACGUCAACACCGCCAUCCGCGUGUCCAACGCCCUGAAGGCGGGUACCGUCUGGAUCAACUGCUACAACAUGCUCUCCUACCAGGCGCCGUUUGGCGGCUUCAAGACGUCCGGUCUGGGCCGCGAGCUGGGCUCCUACGCGCUGGAGAACUACACCCAGGUCAAGACCGUCCACUACCGUCUGGGCGAUGCUCUUUUUGCUUAG